AUGGAUGCAGAGGUGCCCCGAGUGCCCACUCCCCCGAGUCCCCUGGCCCAGGCACCUCCGGAGGAAGAUGACCAGGAGGCGGAGGUCGCCACCGUGAUCCUGGAGGACAACUCUUGGGUCCAGGAGGCUGUGCUGCAGGAGGACGGCCCCGGGUCCGAGCCCUUCUCCCAGAACGCUGGCAAGGGCGGCCCCGGCGAGGAGGCGGCUAGGGGGCCGCAGGGCGCGCUGGGCCGCCUCCGAGAGCUCUGCCGGCGCUGGCUGAGGCCGGAGGUGCACACCAAGGAGCAGAUGCUGACCCUGAUGCCCAGGGAGAUCCAGGCCUGGCUGCAGGAGCACAGGCCCGAGAGCAGCGAGGAGACGGUGGCCCUGAUGGAAGACUUGACCCAGAGCCUUCGGGACAGUGAUUUUGAGAUCCAGAGUGAAAACGGGGAGAACUCUAACCAAGACUUGUUUGAGAAUGUGGAAUCCCGUGGGAUCUUCUCAGAAGCACCCGAAGGGGAAGGCGUUGGGCAGUGUGACUGGGAGAGUGACUUUGAAAGAGACUGUGGCUCCGGGGGUCCCCGGGGAAAGGCCUCCAGGGAAGACCGCAGGGCCGUGCCGUCUCAGGGCCGGGAAGCCGAACAGCUCAUCGGCCUUCAGGGCACCUACCUGGGCGAGAAGCCCUACGAGUGCCCCCAGUGUGGGAAAACCUUCAGCCGGAAAUCCCACCUCAUCACGCACGAGCGGACCCACACGGGAGAGAAGUACUACAAAUGCGACGAGUGUGGGAAAAGCUUCAGCGACGGUUCCAACUUCAGCAGGCACCAGACGACGCACACCGGGGAGAGGCCUUACAAGUGCCGGGACUGUGGGAAAAGCUUCAGCCGCAGCGCGAACCUCGUCACCCACCAGAGGGUCCACACGGGCGAGAAGCCCUUCCAGUGCGCCGAGUGCGGCAAGAGUUUCAGCAGGAGCCCCAACCUCAUCGCUCACCAGCGCACCCACACGGGGGAGAAGCCGUACUCCUGCCCGUUGUGCGGCAAGAGCUUCGGCAACCGGUCCAGCCUGAACACGCACCAGGGGAUCCACACUGGGGAGAGGCCCUACGAGUGCAAGGACUGCGGCGAGAGCUUCAGCUACAACUCCAACCUCAUCCGGCACCAGAGGAUCCACACGGGGGAGAAGCCGUACAAAUGCCCCGACUGCGGGCAGAGGUUCAGCCAGAGCUCGGCCCUCAUCACCCACCGCAGGACUCACACGGGGGAGAAGCCCUACCAGUGCGCCGAGUGCGGGAAAAGCUUCAGCCGCAGCUCCAACCUGGCCACCCACCGCCGGACCCACCUGGCGGAGAAGCCCUACAAGUGUGGGGAGUGCGGGAAGAGCUUCAGCCAGAGCUCCAGCCUCAUCGCCCACCGCGGGAUGCACACGGGCGAGAAGCCCUACGAGUGCCUGACCUGCGGCGAGAGCUUCAGCUGGAGCUCCAACCUCGUCAAGCACCAGCGGAUCCACACGGGCGAGAGGCCCUACAAGUGCGGCGAGUGCGGCAAGGCCUUCGGCCAGCGCUCCCAGCUGGUGGUGCACCGGCGGACCCACACGGGCGAGAAGCCCUACGUGUGCCUCAUGUGCGGCAAGAGCUUCAGCCGCGGCUCCAUCCUGGUCAUGCACCAGAGGGCCCACCUCGGGGACAAGCCCUACAGGUGCCCGGAGUGCGGGAAGGGCUUCAGCUGGAAUUCGGUGCUCAUCGUACACCAGCGAAUCCACACGGGGGAGAAGCCCUACAAGUGCCCCGAGUGUGGCAAAGGCUUCAGCAACAGCUCCAAUUUCAUCACGCACCAGAGAACGCACACGAAAGGGAAACUCUAUUGA
Pipistrellus nathusii (Nathusius's pipistrelle) is the source of this 1845-nucleotide messenger RNA. The record is from the annotation of a GenBank genome assembly. NCBI's taxonomy places the organism in Eukaryota, Metazoa, Chordata, Mammalia, Chiroptera, Vespertilionidae.